This is a messenger RNA of Trichophyton benhamiae CBS 112371, 453 nucleotides long. RefSeq lists its product as uncharacterized. Bases 1 to 453 code for a protein of 150 amino acids. Gene Ontology annotation, biological process: rRNA processing. Gene Ontology annotation, molecular function: DNA binding; peptidyl-prolyl cis-trans isomerase activity. The transcript has 3 exons. The record is from RefSeq and is a predicted model, not a curated record. Lineage: Eukaryota; Fungi; Ascomycota; Eurotiomycetes; Onygenales; Arthrodermataceae.
AUGGCGCCAAAGAACAAGGGAGGUGAUAGCAAGGGUGCAGGAGGGAAAGGCAAGGGGAAAGGAAAAGAAUCAGAAAGUUCAGACAGUGGCAAAGGGAAAGGACUGAAGGCAGCUAAUUCUAUCAACGUUCGACAUAUUCUUGCGGGGAAAGCUGGCUCGAGUCUUGACUAUUUACUUACUAUAUACUGUGGACAGUGCGAGAAACACUCGAAGAAGGAAGAGGCCCUGGAAAAAUUACGAGCAGGAGCCAAGUUUGAUGACGUUGCUCGAGAGUUUUCGGAGGAUAAGGCAAGACAAGGUGGAUCACUCGGGUGGAAAGUUAGGGGUAGCUUGGAUGCUGCGUUUGAGAAAGCAGCAUACGAGUUAGAACCAAGCACAACAGGAAAUCCCAAAUAUGUCGAAGUGAAGACAGGAUUUGGUUACCAUAUUAUCAUGGUAGAGGGAAGGAAAUAA